Anthonomus grandis grandis is the source of this 1310-nucleotide messenger RNA. RefSeq lists its product as uncharacterized. Bases 321 to 1310 code for a protein of 329 amino acids. The record is from RefSeq and is a predicted model, not a curated record. The transcript is spliced from 3 exons. Lineage: Eukaryota; Metazoa; Arthropoda; Insecta; Coleoptera; Curculionidae.
AUAAUUCAUUAAAAAACAUUUUAAAUUUUAUUUUAUUAAUAUAAAAAUCACUUAAAAAUAUUCGUUCGGUAUACCAGGUCAUUUACCCACAAAUUGUGUAAGUAACAAUUUCCUGAUUGCAUGAUGAAAUAACCAAGUCAUUUCCAUCGUAAAAAGAUUGCAAAAGUACUUUGUCGACAGAACGAUGGUUUGGAAAAAACCGGAAAUUCUGCUGACAAAGAAAAUUAACACCAGGGUACGACGAACGAAAUUUGGCAGAGUUACGACCGGGUCUCGGGCAAGAAGAGGUAACCGAAAGCAGUGCGGAAAAGCUUUGUGAAAUGUUUGCUCCAAGAAUAAUAAUAAUGUUAAUCACUAUGGUGCUAAAUCAGGCGCAGAACAUGAAGGAAGAACAAGAUUACAGAGUUGAGGUAAGCGCGGGAGCUUAUUGGAAACCACUCCCAGCGACAAGAAUCUAUGAAGCUACAGUACCAUUGACAUAUGAAACGGAAUGGACCGAGGAUACCGAUGACCACACGAUGGAUGUAGGAAAUCUCAAAUGCAGCCAAUUGCAAACGAACGAAUGCUUCGUAAUAAAUAGUAUAAAUGGACUAAAUAAAGCAUUCUUCAAAGAAUUAACUUUACUUAACGAACACUGGGGCAUAGCACCACUAAGAAACAACGAACCAUCUAAGAGAGAGAAGAGGUCUCUAGACUUUAUAGGCUCAGGAUUAUCAUGGUGUUGCGGAGUGGCAACAUUGCAAAAACUAAAUAUGGUCGAAAACUCAGAUGACGAGAUCAGGAAAAGGCUAGACACAAUGUCACAAGGACUGUCCGAUACCGUAAAACAAAUGAGCGAAAACUCCAAACACUUUCAAGACUAUGAGAAAUUAGUCGCAGCAACGUUCUCGGACACGGAGCUAAGGAUAAAGAGCAUAGAGAGGUUCACUAAACAACUGGAAAAUAAGGUGGCAAACACGACAAACGAAAAGGAAUUACUAAUAAUGACAAACCUCUAUAACGGAUAUCUAAACCUAAAAAGGAUGGUAUUACUAGUAAGGACUGUCAGGAGACAAGCUAUCGUAAAUUCAUGUAGACACCAUAAAAUACCGGCGGAAAUUGUCAACCCGCAAGUCCUAAAAAAGGAUCUGGAGGAUUUCGAGUUCCAGGAAACCGACGGCGUUGAAGGACUGGUACAAAACAAGGGAGAAGUCAGGCAUACAAGGGGGUGUCAUGUGAUGUCGCAAGGGUUGCCAACGGACGAAUGGAGGCGUCAAACCCGUAGGCGUUCCAGAAGAGGAGUCAGACAUACAUGGGUGAAGGUGUCCUAG